Molecule: messenger RNA, 1482 nt
Organism: Trifolium pratense (red clover)
Lineage: Eukaryota; Viridiplantae; Streptophyta; Magnoliopsida; Fabales; Fabaceae
Product: UDP-glycosyltransferase 73C4-like
Exons: 1
Coding region: 1-1482 (493 amino acids)
Molecular function (GO): UDP-glycosyltransferase activity
Source: RefSeq, a predicted model, not a curated record
AUGGAUUCAACAUCACUUAGCAACCUUCACAUUGUAUGCAUCCCUUUCAUGGCACCAGGUCACAUUCUUCCUAUGGUGGACAUGGCCAAAUUAUUAGCUAAACAUAAUGUGAAAGUAACAAUAAUCACUACACCCCUCAAUGCAAUCCAAUACAAAACUAGCAUCAAUAAAGAGAUUGAAUCAGGUUCACCAAUCCAACUUCUAGAAGUUAAAUUUCCAAAUGUCGAGGCCGGAAUUCCAGAAGGAUGUGAAAGCUUAGAAACACUUCCUUCAAUGGAUCUCAAAGAAAAUUUCUUAAUAGCUGUUAAUCUUUUGCAGCAUCCAAUAGAAGAGCUUUUUGAAAAGCUAAAACCAUUUCCAAGUUGCAUCAUAUCUGAUAAGCAUAUUCCAUCAUUAGCUGAUACAUCUAUCAAGUUCAAAAUUCCAAGAAUAAUAUUUGAUGGUAUGAAUUGUUUGAACCUAUUAUGCAAUCAUAAUAUUCAUGUUUCUAAGGUUUAUGAAACUCUCUCUGAUUCUGAUAAUUUUGUUAUCCCUGGAUUGCCACAUAGAAUUGAAAUGAAAAAAUCUCAACUUCCCGCGAUAUUCAAGCCUGGUCUGAACGAAAUAUUGAAUGGCUUACGUCGAAGAAUAAGAGAUGCGGAAGUUGAAGCUUAUGGAAUAGUAGUGAAUAGUUUUGAAGAAUUGGAAGAUGGUUAUGUUGAAGAGUAUCAACGCAUUACCGGACAUAAGGUAUGGUGUGUCGGUCCUGUUUCGUUAACAAAUAAAAAUGAUCAAGAAAAAUCUCAACGAGGUAGUAAAAAUUUAAUCAAUGCAAAUGAAUAUGUUAAGUGGCUUGAUUCAUGGCCUAAAAAUUCUGUAAUUUAUGUUUGUCUUGGUAGCCUUAAUCGCGUGACUCCGAAACAAUUGAUAGAAAUUGGUUUAGGAUUAGAAGCUACUAAUAGACCAUUCAUUUGGGUGGUGAGAAAAGCAUAUAAAUGGGAUGAAGUAGAAAAAUGGCUAUUAGAAGAUGGAUUUGAAGAGAGGGUAAAAGGGAGAGGAAUUUUGAUUAGAGGUUGGGCACCACAAGUUUUGAUAUUGUCGCAUAAUGCAAUAGGAGCAUUUUUGACGCAUUGUGGAUGGAAUUCAACAUUGGAAGCUAUUUGUGCCGGUGUACCAUUGGUAACAUUUCCGAUGUUUUCAGAUCAAUUUUAUAACGAGAAGUUGGUUGUGCAAGUGAUUGAGAUUGGCGUGAGGAUCGGUGUUGAAAAUUCGGUGCAUUUUGGAGAUGAAGAUGAGGUUGGUGAUGGUGUUCAAGUGAGUAGGGAGAAUGUUAAAGAGGCUAUAGAGAAGGUGAUGGGUGAAGGUGAAGGGAAAAAUGAGAGGAGAGAAAGAGCUAGAAAAUAUGCUGAUAUGGGAAUGAAAGCAAUUGAAGAAGGUGGAUCUUCUUACAUUAACAUGUUGAAGUUAAUCAAAGAUAUCAUGCAUUUCAAAUCAAAUGUCUAA